AUGUACUCCAUACAAGAUUACCUUCUAAAGGAAAAGCAAAAAAAGUCAGUAUUUUCAAUAUCAACUACUGUGAAGAGAUUUUUUGUGAUAGACUUUUCGCUUCAAUCUUUUUAUUAUAAGAAUAAUUUGAAGUCUACUGAAUUUAAAACUGUUUGCUCUUUGAGGGAUCUAAAAGAGGCUAAGGAAUUUGAACACUCAAAUUAAAGUGUUAUUAAGAUUUGGCCUUAUGCAUUAAAGAUACACUCAAUAAAAUCAUCGAUAGUUCUGUAUUUUGAUACUUUAGAGAAAGCUUUGAAAUGGAAACAAACCAUUGAUAAGAUAAUAGAUCUAAAUAAAAGGGUUCAAAACUUUAAGAAAUUGUAGCGAUCAAAAUCUUAAGAUAAAUUUAACUCAAAUACUUCUUCACAUGUCGAAUAAUCUUAACAUCAUCUCUAGACUAUUUAAUCUGUUUAGACUAAUUCCCAUUAGAAAUAAUAGUCAAUAAUAAAUGAUGAGGAAUUUAGAAGCAAGAGCGCUUUAACACCUUUUAGAGAGGAUUUCAAUAAUGUCAAGCAUUAAUCUGGUGCAAAUGAGCUGUUCUUUCAAACUGAUUUCAAUAAAAAAGAUAGGAGACCUUCUAAAUAUGUAAUUGAUUUGGAUGACAACCCUGAAGAGUUCUUGAGGAAUAAAAGAGAGAAUAUUUAGAUGACUCAUAAUACCUAGCAAAACAAUCAUAACAGAAAUAGUGAUAACCCUUAUAAUUAUUAGAGCAAGCAAAUCUAGAGGUACAAGUUUAAUCUAAAUUUCCAGAAUUCACUUGACAGUAGUGAUGAGAGAAUUAAAGAAAACUUGUUUCCUGACAAUGAUAUGAUACAGGCAUCUAGCAUUCACACGAUUUAAGAAAUGCCAGCAUCAUUUGAGAAUAGCAAAUUAAGUGGGAUAAACAUUGAAAACAUUUAGAAGAAUUAUGGAGUUGAGGGGUAGAUAUAAAUGAGUGAAAUAUCAUUUAGAUAAGAUGCAUCAGAUCUGAAUUACAGUCUAUCAAAGAAUAAGAUAAAUGCUUUCUAGCCUAAGAAGAGACCCUAGUUUGAAAGUGAAAUUGAUGUUGUAAAUACCAGAAUAAGAAAGAGAUAAGACAUUUUAAGGAGUGAUGUGAUCUACCCAUCAACAAGCUGCUUUGGUUGUAAAAUAGUUUAUUGA
Stylonychia lemnae is the source of this 1179-nucleotide messenger RNA. The record is from the annotation of a GenBank genome assembly. NCBI's taxonomy places the organism in Eukaryota, Ciliophora, Spirotrichea, Sporadotrichida, Oxytrichidae.